Molecule: messenger RNA, 348 nt
Organism: Vicia faba (fava bean)
Lineage: Eukaryota; Viridiplantae; Streptophyta; Magnoliopsida; Fabales; Fabaceae
Source: the annotation of a GenBank genome assembly
AUGGGAAGGGAAGGAGACGAAGAAUCUGGUGUAUUCAAUUUAUGGUUCUGGGUUCCAAGCCGCCGUCGUGAGGCAUGCCGGCUCGGCGGCGAUUUAUCUAAAGGAGAGAGAGAUUUAAGUAAUGAAGGCAUAACAAAUGCAAGGCAACAUGAAACAUAUCAAAUAAUCGCAAAAGGACAACAAAGUAGGAGGAAUCAAGAGAACGAUUACCGUUGGAUAGGAGAUUUUUCCGGGAAUAUCUCAAGUAAGGUACAGAGGUGCAUCAAUUUGUUUUGUUCAUCUGGUUUGAUGCAGGUUACGGCAUCGGUGUUUAUUGUUGUUUGCUUCUGUAAUGAUGGACAAAGUUGA